Lepus europaeus (European hare) is the source of this 2699-nucleotide messenger RNA. RefSeq names its product cornichon family AMPA receptor auxiliary protein 3 (gene CNIH3). The record is from RefSeq and is a predicted model, not a curated record. The transcript has 8 exons. Bases 1 to 918 code for a protein of 305 amino acids. Gene Ontology annotation, biological process: regulation of AMPA receptor activity; vesicle-mediated transport. NCBI's taxonomy places the organism in Eukaryota, Metazoa, Chordata, Mammalia, Lagomorpha, Leporidae. Gene Ontology annotation, cellular component: synapse; dendrite.
AUGAUGCUGCCGCUGACCAGGCUGUGGCCGCUACUCCGGUGGGGGACGGCGGCGGCAGGGGCAGCAGCCGGGGGAAGUCCCACCACUACCACCACCGAGGAGGAGGAGGAGGAGGACGACGACGAGGACGAGGACGAGGACGACGAGGACGGAGGGGAGAGGCCUGCUCUGCCUGCCGAAGCCCCGGGCUCUCCUGCUCCCUCCGCCGCCGAGGCUCGGGGUUUCUUCCGCGGGGGCGGGGAGGCUCCGCCGGUGUCCGAGUCGGAGGAGGAGGAAGCGGAGGCCAGAGUUUCCUCGCCGAGAGAGGCCGUGGUGGGAAGCCGCUGCUGCCUAAUGGAGUCCAGGCGCUCGCGUCACAGGAAAUGCCUAUACUGCCCUCCUCACUCACUUCCGGUGGCAGGUUUCCCUCUUGCCUCCUCCACCAACUCCCAGCCACAUGGAUGUUUAUCAAGAGUUAUCUUGAUCCUGCAUCAUCCUACAAAACACAGAAUUUGCAUUCAGAAACUUCAGACCUCGAUAAUUGCCUUUGAUGAGUUAAGGACGGACUUUAAGAGCCCCAUAGACCAGUGCAAUCCUGUGCACGCGAGGGAACGACUGAGGAACAUCGAGCGCAUCUGCUUCCUGCUGCGAAAGCUGGUGCUGCCGGAAUACUCCAUCCACAGCCUCUUCUGCAUCAUGUUCCUGUGUGCGCAGGAGUGGCUCACCCUGGGGCUCAACGUCCCUCUGCUCUUCUACCACUUCUGGAGGUAUUUCCAUUGUCCAGCCGACAGCUCCGAGCUUGCCUACGACCCGCCGGUGGUCAUGAACGCGGACACCCUGAGCUACUGUCAGAAGGAGGCCUGGUGUAAGCUGGCCUUCUACCUCCUCUCCUUCUUCUACUACCUUUACUGCAUGAUCUACACGUUAGUGAGCUCCUAAUUCAAGACCACAGACCUGGCUCAUCGGAGACAGGCAUGGGUGAGGCUGGAGAGUCCACUUCUGCGAGAGAUGAUGGAGCAGGGACCACAGUGGGUGCGUGUGGGCAAGAGGCCGGGCAGACCGGGCCAGAGGUGGCACUGGAAUCACGCAGCAGCCGGGAACGGAGCUCUCUGGUGUGCCCGGUGUCAGCCCAUGUGUCCCAGUCUUUGGCGUUCAAAUCCCACACGCGGGUCACGGAGCGGGGGGAAGGGGGAGUGACAGAACAUCACACCUCCCCUCUGCUUCCUGAACCCACUUCCUGCAAACCCCCUUGUGAGUCCACACCGAGUUCCUGGACUGUGGGAGUGAGGGCUAUAGGAGGCUGGUUGGUGCUUGCUAAGGAACGGAACAUCCCAGGGUCAAGGCCAAAUCUGCAGGACCCACUGAAGGCCUCAAGGAUGCUGGAGCCUCUGGUUGUGUUCCUUCCAAACCCGAGUUUUGCCUUCAGCUGAGAAGUCCGCUCCCGCACCCUGUGAUGUAGGGGCACCGCCGCAUGGCGACUUCAUGAGUUGUGCUGACUUUGUGAGCUGGGUUGGGGCUGCACCCUGGUGAUGAGCUACAUCCAAAGUCAUGGGUGUCAGCCGGCGAAGGAGGUGUGUGGCAAAAAGGGAAUUUUUAAACAUUUGCAACCCGUUCAAGGUGUUCCUUCUUCCCCACUGCAAGUUGUCUUCUUCUGUUGCCACCCAGAACACAGCACAGUCCUGGAACCGAAUCAGUGGGUCGACAACAGUAAGAGCUCCGUGAUUCUGAAGAUCGCAAAGCAGUUCCAAUGCCAGCAGAUCCUGCCGAGUGGCUGCUGUGUCCUGUGGGCACUGGGCAGCCGGGCAGUGAGAUAACAUAAUGACAGCCGAGGUUCUGUGGUGCCUCGUCCACGCCGUGGGGUUCCAUGCGAGGCUGUGAUCUGAUCCCGAUUUGCCACGUGGCUUUCUCUCCGCCACGCUCUGGGGGGAGGCGUGGAAAAGGUGUAAGUCAUGUCAAGGCUGAGAUUGGGCGCAAUGAUUUCGACCUCACUCCCCUGCCUCCCCAGCUCCCCUGUGUUUGGCGCACACGAGCUAUUUAUACCAGCGCCCGGCUCCCAUCAGAAGCCCGUGACCCAGGGCUCUGAGUGGUUUGUGUCACACGCCCUGUGCUCCGUGGAAAACGCAGUGACAACCCUAGUGCUCAGCUAACCGACUCUCUCUCUCAUUUCCACCCCAUCCCGGGCUGCCUUCACCUCCCACGGGUUGGCAAAGCAGGAGGGAGAAAAAGCAGAUUUUUUUCCAAAAAGGCAUUGUGCGUCCAAGAAUUCUGCAGCCAACAAAACGCUGCCUUUGGCUCCGUGGCUGACUGUAAAGCAGGGUUCACGGUGAUGUUUUGGGAGGAGACUUCCGUUUGGCCAAGCCUCCUGCUGCCAGCUGGCGACCUGUGGGUGAGAGGAGAGUCAGUGCCUGGGCGGCGUGGCCCUGCCCUAGGCUGCAGCCCUGAGCAGCCGAGUUAGCACUCAGGCCCAGGAGCAGCCCUGGCUUCCAGGCUGCAGCCGCUGUACCCUCACAGCCGCCCUGCAGAUGUCCUGGAGGGAGUGGGCAGUGGUUUUUAUCUCUGCCUCCCUCCAGAAGGGUUUGAAGUGACUUCUGAUAGGAGACGCAAGGUCACAGAGAUUGUUGAAGCAGGAAAUUCGAACUUCAAAGGGAUGAGCGCGCAGAGACACCAGCUUCCUAGAGCUCUCGGUUUGGGGUUGAGCAUUAAAUCUGAAGUCAUUUCUC